AAAGUUGAGACGGAACGUAACCACAAAAAAUAUUGAAUAGAGUUUUACAACAGAAAAAUUUAUUAAAAAUCCGCAGUAUAUGAAAAUUAAUUAUAAUGGCAUCUACAUCGAAAGAUAAUGCGCCAAUUAGCGUGCAAGAUGAGAACACCCCAGACGAGCUGGAGCCGGGUGCGUGUCCUGAAAGUAUUCUGAACCCCACAGAUUCUUUCGAAGAGUUCGCUUCGGAGAUGAGUUCUAGUCUGCAAGAGAGGAAUGCGCUGACAACUAAAAGCAGCACUAUUAGUGAGAUACAGAGCGAAAUCGGCGAAGAGAAAGACGCUCAGAUGAAAACCACAAAGUCUGCAGAUGAUCUGCAGUCAAAAGAUGGUUCUAUAUCUGCAUCGGCUAGCAGCUCUAACUUAACAGAAGAGAAUGGUGAUGAUACAGACAAUGCUCCAGAGAACUACUUGCAUUCACCAGAACUGAUUAAUAAAGAGAAACAUGUUUUCAUAUUAAGUUCUGCUGGCAAACCUAUUUAUUCUAGAUAUGGUAAUGAGGAUAAACUAGCUGGCCUCUGUGGCGUUAUCCAAGCGUUGGUGAGCGUUGUGGAGGAACAAAACCAGGAUAUAUUGAGAUCUAUAACCACUAAAGACUGUAAAGCAGUGUUUCUAGUGAAGGGUCCAUUGAUACUGGUUGCCGUUUCUAAAUCGAAUGAGAGUGAAACACAACUUGUGCUGCAGUUGACGUACGCCUUCAAUCAAAUUGUGUCUGUUCUGACACUAACACAAUUGAAUCGAAUAUUCGAGCAAAGAAGAAACUAUGAUUUACGAAGACUGCUGUCGGGUGCUGAAAGAUUGAUAGACCAUUUACUUAUAUUCAUGGAGAAAGACCCGGCGUUUUUGUUAGGCGCCGUAAGAUGUCUUCCAUUACCAGAGAAAGCUAGAGAGAACAUAACAAAUGCUAUAACAACGACUUGCCACAAGAUAAGAGAUUUAGUAUUCGCGAUAAUGAUAGCUGGUAACCAACUAAUAACUCUAGUUAGAAUGAAGAAGUACACACUACAUCCGUCUGACAUACAUCUGUUGUUCAACUUGGUGCGGAGUUCUGAAUCGUUCAAGACGGCUGAAAGUUGGACUCCUAUAUGUCUUCCGAAGUUUGAUGCCACAGGAUUCCUCCACGGUCACGUCUCCUACAUAGCAGAAGAUUGCCAAGCUUGUCUCUUACUACUCACCGUGCAGAGAGAUGCCUUCUUCCCUCUGUCACAAGCUAAACACACCAUCGCAGAAAAAAUGAGAAGAUCCAAUUGUCUAGUAGCAAUAAACGAUGCGUUGAACCGGCAUAGAGAUCUGCCUACGACAAAUCCAUUGAAACAUAUAGGAAUACCUGAGAUAAGGCAUUUUAUGUACAAAUGCAAGUCUACUGCGCAGCUCUUCACUUCAGAUCCUAUUAGCUUGGACAGGCUACAAGACUACAGGAUGAGGCACAAAGAGGGUGGUGAUAUUGUAGAAAAACCCAUUAAGAAGCUAUCGGACAUAGACUAUGUGAGGAAUUAUAGGCAGUUCUGCAGUCAAAUACACUGCACGUCAAUACCAGCGAAAUUGAUUUUUAGGUCGAACGCGCAAGACACUAUUUUAGCUUGGGUAACCAACGGCUUUGAACUAUAUGUCACCUUCGACGCAUUAAUGGAGAAAGAUCAAGUGAUAAAAGCAGUGGACCGUCUGCUCUGGUGGAUCAAAAAGGAAGAGCAAAGGAUUUUCAUCAUGAACGCGCCGACUUUCUAGCCCAAGUUUACAGUGCCAUCUAUCGGUGGCAUUAUAAAGAACUCAAUUAUUCGAAAUUCAAGUGAGAUCUAGUAUUGAGCUAUUGUUUUUAGCGGGACGAGUUGUUUGUGUGUAAGUUAUGAAUACUGUUUUGAUUUGUGUGCAUUGCUCUGAGCGUUCGAGUUGGAAUUUCGUGUCUGAUAGUGCUAUUGGGUUUUUCUGGUCAGUAUCACUACGGAGUUUGGAACUUGUGCCCGAUAUGGCAAUAGGCUCGCCACCUAUCACAUGAGACCGAAGACAUGACCAAAAUGGAUGCCCUAGUUGCAUGGUUGCUUCAAGACAAAUCUGUGGUAUGCGUCGGUUAGAAAAAAAUUCAACCAACAUUUUUACCAACAAAUUGUGUUUAUAAAUGCAAAUAAUGUACACAAAUGACUUGUUCCGCUAAUAUAUUCUGAACGUGAAAGUCCUAAAACUAUCUUAAAUCAUAGCAUGGUCUUAUUACGUGCAUCACGCAUUGUCGUAACUAUUGGGGUGCAGGGCUGUAUUUGGGGUAUAGGAAGGGUGGCACCAAAUUUUCCUAUUUACCAAGUAUUCCUAUUUAGGACCGUAACACGUUAGCGAUAUGAGCGUGUUUCAAACGUGGCUAUUAUUAAAUGUGUUUGCUGUAAGCUUGUAGCGUUGCAAACGCAGUUGAUACACGUUUUUAAAUCACUAAUAUAAUAAUGGUCCUACUAACGUCUUAUUAGACUUUAUUGAAUUUUUAGCUUUAUUGAAGUGGUAAUAAAGUUAGAAUUUAAUACUCAUAAUCGUAACAUAUGAAUUAAUAAUACGACGGGAAAUAAAAUGGUAAAAGAGGUAAAAGAGAUUCUAAACCCCAAAUGCAACACAGUGAUAAUUGCUCAGGUUCCUAACGUUUCAUUCCUUAGAUGGUAUUAGUAUAAAUGUAUAUAAUAUUGGCUAGUUAAUACAAAAUUAUGAUAUGGCUAUCACUGUGUAUUGACCCCUAUGACCCCCCACUAGUUUCGGCACUGCAUAAAAUAUAAUACUGUUGCACAAUUCUCUAGAUACAAAUAAUAAUGCAACGAAAUUAUACGAGUGAUUUUAACAUCUGAACACCAUAUGUAUUGUGAAAAUGGGCUGUAUUUGAGGAUAUUUUGUACGUUUCUAUUCUAGCCAAUGUAACAAGCUUAAAUUAUUAUUUAUUUGUAUCAGAUGAACAAAUUAUUUUAAGUGCCUUAGACAAAUUGUAACUAAUAUUUUUGGUGAACUGAAGUUAGUUGCGAGUCACGUGAUGGUUUUCUAGCUAACCAGUAUUUAAUACUUAGCCAAGGAUGGAGCAAUGGUAUGAGACAGUCGGUUUCGUAGUGCUUUUGGCAUGGCAACUUUCGCAGUACGAGCAUAAAGAACGGGGCGCUGUGAUUGGUUAAUAUUAAGGUACAACUUCAGUUGGCUGUCAGAUAAAUACUAUACAGAGUCAAAGAAAACGAUUAAUCUGAUACUAUGCGUCUUCGUGUACUCUCAUUAUAGUAUUAGUUAGGUCCGCCAUCACCUAAGUUGCUGACGCCGAAUAAACAUGGCAAAAAAUCCCGGACAUUUGGGCGAAAUAUGGGUUCCUCUGACACCACUGAAAAAUUUUGUUUGCAACGCGCGGGAGCACAGUUGAGGGCGUUCGAUUGUCGACUAUUUUGCGGAGAUUUCUAGAAUGCGGGUUAUUAAUGAAUUUUUAACUAAGAUUUAUUUGAAUUUCUCGCUUAUCGCGAUACCAUAUCGCGUAACGCGAUAGUAUACUCAAGUUGCGCCCACACCUGCUCACUAGUGUCCGUAUGUUGAGUUUGCUGCGGAUUCCAUAUUCGCGAUGCACUGUCACCCAGUACACAAAGGGUGACAGGAGGGUUAGAUCACGCGUAACUAACUUCAGCAGUGUUAAUUGGGAUACAUUUGAGGGGAAAUGAGUGUGCGUAGAGCGUAAAAGCUCCCCUUGCGUUACCAGUCCGUCAGUCAGUAUCAACCAUAUUAGAAAGUGGGAUGACACGACCUAAACGUCAGUGUUAUUUUGAUUAAUCGAAAUAUUAACGUAUGUGUCGCCAUCUGGUCUUUCGACCAAUUAGAUUCAAAAAGACAUGGACGUUCGUGUUUCGUCAGAAUUUAAGGAGUUCGUAAUCCGAUUUUAAUUAGUUAAAUAUAUCUUUUCUUAAUUUGGUUAUAAUUUUCAUAUUUAACGCAUGUGCUUAUAAAAUUAAAUUACAUUAGUGGGUGGAAAGAUAUAACAGCAAGUAAACUAGAAAUGGAAUAAAUAAAAAAAAGUAUGCGGCCGCACACGUUACGCGUAUAAAAAUAAGUGCCACAGCAUUACAGAAAAUCACGUACGGUGUGUUUUGCAUAGCUGACUUACGCCACUUGUGACACCGGCACACUCGUAGCGCUCAUUUCAAGACAUACUGUGUGCUAGCGCAUUAGCGUUCAGAUUUGCCACACGAGUACCAAAAACACGUCUGGUGUGUGGCUAACAGCAAGAUGCAGUUCAUUAUUGCGUCGCGCAGAUAUUGGAGAUCUGAUAUUUCAUUUUUUUUAUGUUUUUUAAUCAGUGUGAAUGUAAUACAAGUAAAUUAUAUUAACGGACACGAUUAAAUCGUACCUAUGUCGUGUAAGCCAAAAUUCAUGCUCGCUUAGAUAGAAAUGUUUGCCUAGACCCGUACAUACAAUUAUUCAAUUAUAAACACGUUCUUUUCACGUAGAAUAAUAAUGAAUUAAUGUAAACAUAAACAUUUUUGUUUAUAAUCAAAUGUCCAGCUCAUUAAUUCCAUUUAUAUGAAUGUUGGGUCUAGGUAUAGGAUAGUUCGUGUGAGGUUCUAGAAAGAAGAAUGAAACGAAGGGUAAGAUUUUUGCUCCGCUAAAUACAGCUCUGGCCACAGAUUUUAGAAUCAUUUUUAUUAAGUCUCUUUCGUCUAUUUACCUUAUUUGCGGCAAAACCAAAAAAAUCUAGCUAAUUUUGUGGCCAGAUAGUAAGUUUUAAAGGAAAAAAAAAUAGUGAUUUGAUGUAAUUUUUUUUUUUGUAAACGCUACAUGGUCGCCUACCGCCUUUUUACUGCUUAAUUAAAGAUUUAAUAGUAAAGUUAGAAGUACAAUUUAUACCCUUACUAUAAUAUUAAACACCCUGAAUGCUACGUUAUUUUGACAGUUCGUAACGAGCACGUCACGCACCUCCUCGUGCAUGACCUGGAAAUUGGUAUACAGAAUACCAUUUCAUGCUAAUUUCACGAAGAUAACAAACAUGGCCGUGUUACGUGCUUACUCUUUCAUAAAAAGGCUCAUGUACACCUAUCGUGAAACUUUAUACCUGGUUAAAACUUAGGGAAGAGUUGCUUGCAUAGAUUAAAGUGACAGAAAAUUCAGUUUACAGUAAGGUAGACGAAGCUACUAACCUAAGACCGGACAAACAGAUUCAUGACAGGUAUUCAAAUCAGUUCCUGACUCAUAUUAAAUUCUUUAAGAGCGAAAGAUCAUUAGGUUUUAUAGUUUAAGGAGAUUGUAUUCUGAAGGUGAAACCCCACUAAGCGCUAGAGGUGGUACUGCUUGCUUGUAUAGUGUAUUCAUUGGUUUAGUUUCACAAAUGUCACCAAGUAUCUAUCCACAUAUUAAUAUUAUAUCUGAUGUAAUUGCGCUUUUGUAUUAUUCCAAUACUCAUUUCGAGACCACCGUAAUAAUGUAUAGUAUACUAGGUAUAUAAAGUUAUGGUUGUCUUAGUGGAUCCAAUUGGUAAGCAAGGAAUUAUUUGAAUGGUGGGUAGAUAUGGAACAAGACUUAAUAUGGCUUUCAAUAUUUGGCUAUGAUAUUUAACUCAUACGAAUUUAUUUAUACAUAAUAUAGCCAUGAUAUAUCGCUCGGCGUCGCUUUCGCUUAGUGCGGUUUCACCUCUAGUCUUAUUGUCACUAACUUCACCCUAAUUUAAUUUGGCAAGGCAGCAAUAAAGAACAGUGUAUUUUAAAUGCUUAACUAUUAGUAAUCCAAUACAUUCGUGUAAAUACAAAGUGAAAUGUGUACCUAAUAGUACUUAUACCUAGAUUCUGUAUAGAGAAUUAUAUUUAUGGAAAAAUUGUCUAGCUAGCAAUAAUUUUAUAAUAAACAUGUCAAUUCCA
Manduca sexta (tobacco hornworm) is the source of this 5875-nucleotide messenger RNA. It is a transcript of the gene Mon1, whose product is annotated as protein SAND. The transcript is spliced from 8 exons. NCBI's taxonomy places the organism in Eukaryota, Metazoa, Arthropoda, Insecta, Lepidoptera, Sphingidae. The record is from RefSeq and is a predicted model, not a curated record. The coding region runs from base 96 to 1760 and encodes 554 amino acids. Gene Ontology annotation, biological process: protein targeting to vacuole; endosome to lysosome transport via multivesicular body sorting pathway.